AUGCUGCUCCCUGAAGCACCGGCAUUAGCUUCCGAUGGGAGAACGGAGGGGGUGAGUGCGGUUCGAAGCGGUCAUUCGAGUAGGUUAAGUGGGCCUGAACUGGCGAAGCAGCAAUGGGAAGAGGGGGUUGAGGCUAAACGGGCAAGGUCAACCAGAGCAAGCAUUGAGCAUCCUCUGAUCCCUCUGUCUCAAGCAGGGGUUCAACCAGGAAAUGGGCUCGUUUCAGGGGCUGGGCGGCUGACUGACAGACUGUUGACUGACUCUGCUAACGUCCUGACGGAUUCUGACAGAGGCUUAGGUGGCACUGACCGGCUGAUGACUGGUGGUGGAGCUGUAGCAGCUGAGUGGCAUGGGGGUGAGCUGGUAGGUGUUGGCAGAGAGAGGAGUGGUGAUGGCAUGAAGAGGAAUGGCGAUGGCAUGGUUAUGUCAGUAGCGCACGGCAGGGCUACGGUGGUGAAUGGCGGGGCUAUGGAGGUAGAUGGUGAGCUGGACGAGACGCAGGGUGGGCAUUUAUUCACUGCUGCUCAGGUUGUUGAGGGUCCAGAGGGGUGGGAGGAAGAGUUGAGAGAGCCAGCAGGAGAGACAGCAGGAGAAGCAGCAGGAAUGGCAGCAGGAGAGCAAGCAGCGGUGGCUUUUGAGUCGACUCAGAGGGCACAGGGUGGGCGUGUAUUGGCUGCUCAAAUGGAGAGUGGGUGGGGUUUAGAGAAAGAGUUGAGAGUAGACGCACCAGAUGCAGCAGGAGGGAUUGAAUGGGACCAACUGUCCCCUGAUGAUGCUGCUGUUCCCAUGGCCACGCCUGUGUAUGGAUCCGUGGAGAACAACCAAUGGAGGGAGGGGAACAGAGGUGACUGCGAGAGAAGUGAUAGUGACGAGGGCUCUGUUGUCGUGGCGGAUGUUGUGGAGUUGGAGGGUGGUGAAGUGGGAGGUUUGGCGUUUGCAGGUAGGGAGGAUGGGAGGGAAGAGGGAUGGGAGGAGGAAGCGUUGGAGGAGGAGGAGGGGGAAAGGGGAGAGGAGGAAUCAGAGGAGGAGGAGGAGGAGGAGGAGGAGGAGGAGGAGGAGGAGGAGGAGGAGGAGGAGGAGGAGGAGGAGGAGGAGGAGGAGGAGGAGGAGGAGGAGGAGGAGGAAGAGGGGGAGGGAGCGGAGGAGGAAGAGGAGGAGGCGAAGUCAGUCCGGCAAGGUGGCUGGGGAGUGGAUGUGGGGUUGCGGGAGGGAGUGCAGGAUGAGGAAAAGCAGGAUGAGGAAAAGCAGGAUGAGGAGGAAGAGGAGGAAGAGGGGGUGGAAGAAAAAGAGGAGGAGGAUAAGGGUUAUAGUUUGGACGAACAGGUCAAGUUUGAGGAGGAGGAGGAGAGAGUGGGGGUAGAUUAUUGGGAUGAGGUGGUGGAGAUGGACGAGGAGAAAGAGGAAGAGGAGGAGGCCUUCAGCCGGGCCACUGUAACAGAUGAAGAGGCAGCUGCUAUCACAGCUGUUGAGGCGGUUACCAUGACGGAUGAUGAGGCGGUUACCGUAACGGUCGAUGAUCUGGUUACCGUAACAGCUAACAAGCUGGUCGUUGACUUGUCUGAUGGUGAUGAUGAGGAUGAUGAUGAGAAGGAGGACAUGAUAGAGGAGCUCCAAGCAGGGAGCCUGGAGGAUGGGGGGAUGGGGGGGAACCCAAACACAAGCAAGGGGAGUGAGAUCAAGAGCAAGAGCAGUGGAAUGAGGAGUAAGAGCAGUGGGAGUCUGUUUCGCGGGCUGAGGAGCAGAAGCAAGUCGUUACUAGGAGGAAGCAAGGCAGGAGCUCGGCAUGGGACGACAGGCAGUCAGGAGCAAUAUGGGUCCACAGAAGCAGAGGCAGAUACGUUGGUACAGCAGCAGGAUGAUAGAGGUACACCUGAUGGUGUUGUGGGCGACCCUUCUUCCUUGGCUGCUCCUCCCGCAUUCCCAGCCACGCUCUCUGUCAACACUGCUGCCAGUAGACGCACCAUGAGCAGCAGCAGCAGCACUAUCAGUAGCAGCAGCAGCAGCACUAUCAGUAGCAGCAGCAGCAGCACUAUCAGUAGCAGUAGCAGCGGCGGUAUGGCAGGGCUGCGAGCCCGCUCUUUUGCUGCAGUGGGGAACGUCAGAAGCGGUAUCUCCUCUGCAGCCACCAAAGCAGCGAUAAAAGCAGCGACUGGGAUCAGCUCAGGAGCGCGUAACGUCUCUGCGGUUACCAGCCUCCCCGGCGCUGCUGCUAGGAACGUGGCUGCUGCAGCAGGGGAGGUGGGGCAGGGGGCGAGGAGCCUUGCUGCGGUGGCAGCAGGGGGUGUGGCUACUGGUGCGGUGGCUGUUGCUGGGGGGAUCAAGGGAGGGGCUAGGAACGUUGCAGGGGGGAUUAAGGGCGGAGUGAGGACAGUGGCAGGGGGGGUGAGAGAUGGGGCGUUGACGGUUGCAGGAGGGGUGAAAGGAGGGGCUAUGACUGUUGCUGGAGGGGUGAAAGGAGGGGCUAUGACUGUUGCUGGAGGGGUGAAAGGAGGGGCUAUGACUGUUGCUGGAGGGGUGAAAGGAGGGGCUAUGACUGUUGCUGGAGGGGUGAAAGAGGGAGCCUUGACAGUGGCAGGAGGUGUAAAAGAGGGAGCUCUAACAGUGGCAGGGGGAGUGAAAGGGGGGGCUUUAACAGUGGCAGGUGGUGUGAAAGAGGGUGCUUUAACAGUGGCAGGGGGUGUGAAAGAGGGUGCUUUAACAGUGGCAGGGGGUGUGAAAGAGGGUGCUUUGACAGUGGCAGGGGGUGUGAGCGGGGGUGCGCUGACAGUAGCAGGAGGGGCACAGAGCGUAGCAUUUGCAGCAGCGGGAGGAAUCAAGGAGGGUGCAAGGAGCGUGGCAGGCACUGCAGCAGCAGCAGCAGCGGUGGCAGCAGGGGGGAUCAAAGAGGUGGCAUCUGAGAUCAAGCAUUUGGCAGAAGAGGUGGCAGCUGGGCAGGGUGGGUCAGGCUCUGGCCGGAUGCAACGGGUGCAUAAUGUUGCGGACAGAGAGGGGGAGGAGGGUGAGGACUGCGACGAGAGAGGGUUACAGAGUAACGGCUUGGGUAAGAGCAGGAGCAGAGAUGGGGCCACGAGCGCCGUUCGAACCAGCCCUGGUUCCUUUACAGGCAGAUCCGUUACAAGGAGUAAGACCCACGACAGCCGAAUCAUCAGCAACAGCAACUCCAGCCCUGUGGUGCCCGCCAGCCUUGGUAGGAGGAGCAGGAGUGGGAAGGAGAGGGAUGCUCCUGGCACCUUCACGGAAGGUUCCUUGGACUUCUUCCUGGAAGAUUCCUUUGAUUCUGACUCCCUGCCAAGGUGGUCCUUCGAUGCAGCUUCCUUCCACUCCAGCCCAGCCCAUACAGACCCUUUCAAUCCCGACUUUUUUGCAGUAGCUUACUCAGGCGAACUCGGUGCUAGUAGUACUAGUACCAAAUCACUCCCUAGAGGGGAUACCAGCAGAGGAGAUUCACUCCAACGUAAGGAGCCUCGAACCAGCCUGCUGAGAGGGAUCGGUGCUAAGAUGGCUAGAAGCGAAACUGCGACAGCUGCCCUAACUGCACCAGGUCAGUUAGCCCCCUCGACUGUGAAGCCAAACAUGCUCGCUCCAAGUGCCACUGCAGUAGCCACAACCUCUGGUGAGCCUCAUUCUGGUUCCAUUCUUGCUUCUCAACCGCACUCAACCGCUUGUUCAGUCGCUCAAGAGGACUGCACCGCAGCAGCAGUUAGGGUGCUGCCCAGCAGCCGAACCACUGGCGGAGUGAGCAGCAGCAGCGAUGCCGGGGGAAGAGGGAGUUUGAAUCACCAGGGCAGUGCAAGCUUCCAGCAUGGCCCCAAGGGGCAUUCCAGAAAUUUGUCUGAGGAAAUGCCGUUCCUCAGGGUGACUAGCCUUGCCGCUCUUUCCCCUGAAGAUGCCGUGUUGGCAUUGUGGGAGGAGGAGGGGGAGUGUGAGGAAGGGGGGGAGGGCAAGAGAGGGAUAAGAAGCUCCCACUCCCGCCGUUUCCAUGCCUCCGGCCUUGCCAUUGCCGGGGCUGCUGCCGCAGCUGCGGCAGGGGUCCGGUCCGGAGCUAAGAACGUAGCUUCGGGAGCGAUGAAUGUGAGGCAGGGGAUUAAGGGAGGGGCAAGGAACGUGGCGUCGGCAGCAGCAGCAGCUGCGUCAGGAAUAGGGUCGAGAGUAGAGAGUGUGGGUGGGAGUGGUGCAUUGCGGGGUGCGAGUGUGGGCAGCAGAUGCUGCAGGCAGGCUCCUAGGACGGAGACGUUUGGGCACAACGCGUCGUUCGUUGACAGGUUUGUUGCUGGGUUGGACGAGAGUGGGGUGGGUGUGGAGGGAGAGAGCGGACGGGAUUUAGGCAGAGAGGAAUGGGAGGUUGGAAGCAGUGAUGACGGAUGGGGAGGAAUGGAGGAGGGAUUUGGAGAGGAGGAUGAGGAGUGGGAGUUGGCGGAGGAGGGUGAAGAAGGGAAGAGGGAGGGUGAGGGGUUGGAGGAGGAAGGAGGACGGUCGGAGGGGUUGGAGGGGGAGGGUGUGUUUAAGAUCUCUCAGAAACACGAGGGGCAGCACGAGGGGCAGCAGGAGGGGCAGCACGAGGGGCAGCACCAGACGCAGCACCAGAGGCAGCACAGGGGACGAAUCUCACGAGCAUUUUCCAGCAAUGCUGUUUCGGUGCUUGCCGUUCCCGGCAGCAGUAUGGGUGAGGAGGAGGAAGAGGUUAGUGCUCCCGGAAGUGCAGCCAUGCGACGCUCAGUGAGCAGCAGCAGCGGUAACGCGGUAACCAGCCUUGUUGUCGUAACCAGCGAGAACGCGAUAACUGAUAGUGCUGCAGCUACCAGCGCUGCUGCUUUUACCAGCAAAGCAGCGGAGGGGCAGCACAGCCGGCGGGCUUUGCCGGCCUACCAGGUGCCCUUGUCCCUCCGCAUCCGAGCAGCCUUGGAGCAACGCACUCUAGAGGGCGGGGGUGAGGGAGUGCUGGCAGCGGCAUUGCAUGUAUCUACAUCUGUGGGUGGCGAAUCUAGGCUUGUUGCCAGGUCAGCCUCCUUUACAGGGGGAGCAGCAUGGUCGGAGAGUCCAGCUGGCAGUGCCACGUCAGCGUCGCUGGAUAGUGUUCCGGAUUCCCUCUCCCCGCAGCAGAAGAGUCCGCAGAUGCUGCAAAGGGCUAAGUCCGAGGGUAGGAACUCUGCUGCUGGUUCGGCUUCGUACUCCUUACUGCAUGCUUCACAGUUGCGUUUUGCAUCCCAAACCGGUCGCAGUGGAUACAGUUCAAGCGGUCGCUCUAGUUCACGGAAGCGACUGCAUGAAAUGUUUCAGGAGCAGCAGCAGCAGCAGCAGCAGCAGCAACAGCAGGAGCAAGAGCAGCAGCAGCAGCAGCAGAAGCAAAGGUGGCUGUCGAGUCGUGGGUUGGGCAGGAGAGGGCAGUACUUGAGGCAAUGGGCCUCAGCGGGAUGCCCCUCUCCCUUGGACGCUGCUGCAGAUGCUGCCCUAGCUGCUGCCUCAGGUGCCCGCUCAGGUGCCUCUUCAGGUGACUAUUCAGUCGCGGCCUUAGGAGCCGUCUCAGGUGCUGCGUCAGCAACCUCCUCUCCCCUGCGCUCCUCAUUCACUGCACAGCCACGUGGCAGCUCUCCAGCAGCCUAUCUUCCACGUGGCAGCCUCUCAAUGGUGCACCGUUUCGUCUUUGUAGAUCCCCCAGCCAGUAGCAUUCGCCCUGCUGCCACCACUGCCAGCAGCAGCAACACCCGUUAUCCUCGUAACCCUAGUAACCUAAGUAACUUUAGUAACACUAAUUACCUCAGUAACUUCAGUAACCCUAGUAACCCGAAUAACCCCAACUACUUGAAGCGGAUUGGCAGCGCCACGCGUAGCGGAUUCUCUAGCAGAAGCAACUCAAGUCGGUUCCGCGAGAGCAAGCCUUCCCAGCUCCUCCGCAAGAGCAAGAGCAGCAGCAGCAGCAGUGACUGGAGGAGUGAUGUUAGCGCGCACGAUAUCAGCACGACAAAGGAUGAUGCUCCUCCUCUCCAUCGCUCCAAGUCCUCUGGGGCGUCACUGGACAGGGCCACAGGUAGCAGGGAUUCCGUGUUUCAGCAGGUUGUUUUUGAGAAUUCUCAAAAACACCCCACAGGUAGCGGGGAUUCCGUGUUUCAGCAGCAGACCCAGCACAAGGAGCAGAAGGCGCAGGAGCAGCAGGAGGCGCAGGAGCAGCAGGUGCAGCAGGUGCAGCCAGUGAAGCCGAAACUGCAAAAGCUGAGCUCCCGCUCCAACCGUGACUCAAUUGUUUUGCAGAAGGAGCAGGAGCAGCAGGAGCAGCAGGAGGCACAGGAGCAGCAGGCACAGGAGGAGCAGUUGCAGCACGUGCAGCAGUUACAGCCGAUGAAGCCGACACUGCAGAAGCUCAGCUCGCGCUCCAACCGUGACUCAACUCUCGUGCCUCACUGCUCCCCUCGCUCCUCUUCCCUCCCUGCCGAACCCUCCACAUCCUCCCUCUCCUCUUCGUCCUCCUCUCUCCCCUCCUCUCUCCUCUCCUCUCUCUCGUCCUCGCAGCGACAUGCAGUUGAUCUCACCACCUCCUUCCCUCAGUUCAAGCGAGAGAUUGCCCGCAUCCGCUGCUUGUCAUCCCUCAAAUCCGCUGCUGUGUCUGCUGCGUCUGCUGCUUCUGCUUCUUCUGCUUCUGCUGCGUCUGUGUCUCUGAGUGGUAAGAAGCACCACAAGGAGCGGUGGCAGGAGUGGGCCGAGCAAGUGACGGGAAAGAAGCUCCUGUCACGACAGCUGAACGAGCAGCAGCAGGAGAAGCCGCGGAGUUGUGAUGAAAAUCUAACGGAUCAGCAGUCAUAUCAGCAGAAGGAUUGGGAGCAGGAUCAGCAACCGGUGCAGCAGCAGGUGCAGCAGCAGGUGCAGCAGCAGGUGCAGCAGCAGGUGCAGCAGCAGGUGCAGCAGCAGGUGCAGCAGCAGGUGCAGCAGCAGGUGCGGCAUCAGGUGCAGCAGCAGGUGCAGCAGCAGGUGCGGCAGCAGGUGCGGCACUUACAAGGCAAGCCACCGAGACCGGGGCUUCACAGCAGCGCGAGUGCACAGUCUCUCAACAGGCUUCAUCCAAAGGCGCCCUUUGAAGCGCCUGGUAAGUCUCGUCUCGGUUCGAGGUCCCUCAGGAGCAGUGUGAGUGCGCAAUCCACUCUCAACAGGAGCCACCCAGAUUUCCCUCCUCACUUCCCCUCGCCUGGGACCCCCUCAGAUGCCUCAGGUGAGUUUCCAGGUGCUUCUCCAGGUGAUUCGCCAGGUGCUUUUUCUCAGGUGCGUCCGCAGGUGCUUCCCCAGGUGUUCCAGUUUCUCUUUGAGCCACACUUAUCACCGGAACCCUCGCUGCCUGCUCGUGCGAACCUGCUUCUUACAAAAUGCGCUGAGCUGUCAAGGUUUGAGCGUAGAGAGCUGUCAAUCAGAGGGUUCAUUCUGAGGCCGGAGGGAAGGGUGAGUGUGAGAAAGGAGGAGAGGAAGGUGGGUGUGGAAGAGAGAGAGCGGGACGGGGAUGAAGAGGGGGAGAAGGGGGUUGAGGAGGGGAGGAUGGCGGAGGUGAACGAAUGCGGUGCAGAGGGGUUGGGAGCGGGAGAGGGCGGUGGUGGGGAGAUGGAGAGGAGUAAGCUGGUGUGGGAGAAGCUAGAGCAGCAGCUGGAGGUGCAGAGGGAGGAGGAGGAGAGGCGAGAGGGGUUAUUAGAGCAGCAGCGUGCAGAGGGCAGCAAUGAGCAGUCAGGAAGCAGAGAGGAGCGAGCAGAGAGCAGGGAGCAGAACGGUGCUGCUGCUGGCGGUGUGGAGGUGGUUGGGGGCAGAGCAGACCAGGGUGAUGAGGUGGAUGGGCGUGGUGCUGUGGGGUUGAAUCCGGUGCUGAUGCCGGCCAAACCGCCGCGCAUGCUCUCCCGGCUAAAUGCCACCCGACGCCGCCCGUCUGAAGACAACAGCUUCGACAGCAAGAGUGUGGGAAGUAAAGGAGGAGAGGAGGAGGAGGAGGAGGGUGACAGGACGAGUGAUCAAGGCGGCUUGGAGGGUGAUGGAGAUGAGGAGGAGGAAGGGGAGGAAGAAGGGAAGAAGGAGGGUGAGGUUCUAUCACCAAGGGAAGAGGCCAUGAUGCUGCUGUGGGUGAUUCCCGGGUUAGGGGGCGAGGAGGAGGAGGAGAGGAGGAAGGUGAGAAUACGGCAAGCCCUGGCAGCGGCAGCAGGCGGGAUCGCCAGUGGGGCUUUAACUGUGGCAGGGGGGAUCAAGGGUGGGGCGAUGAAUGUCAGGGAGGGGAUCAAAGAAGGGGCGUUGAAUGUAAAGGAGGGGAUUAAGGGAGGGGCGAUGAAUGUUAAAGAGGGGAUUAAAGAAAAGGCGAUGAAUGUUAAGGAAGGUAUUAAAGAAGGGGCGCAGAGUGUUAGGGAGGGGAUUAAGGAAGGGGCGUUCAGCGUAAAAGAAGGGAUUAAGGGAGGCGCGUCAACUGUCAAAGAGGGGAUUAAGGAAAAGGCGAUCAAUGUGAAGGAGGGGAUUAAGGAAGGGGCGUUGAAUGUGAAGGAGGGGAUCAGGGGAGGGGCGAGGAGUGUUGCAUCUGUGGCAGGGGCAGCGGCAGCAGCAGCAUCGGGGAUAGCCUCUGCGCCUGCCGAAGAGACAGUGCUUGUUCCCAUGGGCAGUGAGGAGGGGAGAGUGGUGAGAAGCAAGAGUGAGGAGCACAAGGGAGUGAGGGAGGCUGGAUUGGCUCCAGGGGUGGGGUCAAGGGAGGCUGGGGGAUCUCGUUCUGGUGACCUGGGGAGUUCUUAUUCAGGGGAGGUGGGAGCUGACCCUGGGCCUGGGGCGCUUCAAAGCCUGGGGAGGUCCUAUCUGGGGGAGGUGGAGAUUGGCGCUGUUGGGUUUGCAAAGGUGGUACGGAGAUACGACGAUGAUGAUGAGGAGGAUGAGAGUCAGAGUGUCACUAACGAGGAUGACGAUAACAAGGAUGGCAAUAACGAGGAUGGCAGUAACGAGGCCUUCUGGUGGGGGGAUUACGAGGAAGAGGAGCAGCUGAUGCGUGAUGAUUCAGAUGAAGAUUCAGGUGACACUUCAGUGAGGAGGGGAAAGAGAGAGAGGAGGGGAGAGGGAGGGAGGAAAGAGAGGAGGGGAGAGGGGGGGGAGGGGAGAGAGGAGGAGGAGGGGAGAGACGAGGGGGAGGAGAGUGAAGGGGAGGAGAGUGAAGGGGAGGAGAGGAGAGUGGUGGAUUGGGGGAUAGAUGGAGAAGAGGGGAGCGAGGCCGAGGAAGAAAGAGAGGCGGAGGAGAAAACAGGGAUGAAGGAAGGAUUUCUGGAGGAGAUGGAGAGUGAAGGGGAGGAGGAGGAGGUUAGGAGUGAAAGGGAGGAGGAGGAGGUUAGGAGUGAAGGGGAGGAGGAGGAGGUUAGGAGUGAAGGGGAGGAGGAGGAGGUUAGGAGUGAAGGGGAGGAGCAGCAGAGUGAGGCGGGGGAGGGAAGCUGCUUUGGGGAUGCAGGAAUGGGGCAGGUUGCGAGAGAGGCAGAGGAGGGUACAAAGGUGGAUGAGGAGAGAGCGGUGGAAGGGGAAAGCGAGGAGGGAGGAGGAGAGGCUGAGGCGAAAACAGGAAUGAAGGAAGGAGAGGAGGAGGAGAUGGGGAGUGAAGCGGAGGAGGAGGAGACUAGAAGUGAGGCGGGGGAGGGAAGCUGCUUUGGGGAGGUGGAGAUUGUUCCGGAAGCCAGAGAGGUAGUGGAGGGUGCAAAGGUGGAUGAGAAAAGAGAGGUGGAAGGAGAAAGGGAGGUGGAGGAACGAGAGUUGGAAGGGGAAAGAGAGGUGGAAGGGGAAAGAGAGGUGGAAGGGGAAAGCGAGGUGGAAGGGGAAAGAGAGGUGGAAGGGGAAAGAGAGGUGGAAGGGGAAAGAGAGGUGGAAGGGGAAAGAGAGGUGGAAGGGGAAAGAGAGGUGGAAGGGGGAAGAGAGGUGGAGGAACGAGAGAUGGAAGGGGAAAGGGAGGUGGAGGAACAAGGAGAGGCUAUGGAGCGAACAGGGAUGGAGGGAGGAAAGGGUGAAGAAGAAGUUGAGCGUGAAAGAGUGGAGGAGGAGAGAGAGGAGGAGAAAGAGGAGGAAGAGGAGGAAGACAAGGAAAAAGAGGAGAAAGAGGAGAACAGUAAUCGCGUCAGGGAAGUGGAAUUGGAGGAGGAAGGAGGAGAGAGUCUGGAGGGUACACAGAUGGAGGGGGGUCGAGAGGAGGGGGAGGAGGAGGAGAGUGAGGUGGGGAAGAGGCAAGGAUUGGAAAAUGGAGAAGAGAUCGAAGAGAGUGAGAAGAGUGAGGAGGGAAGUCACAGGGACGAGCAAGAUUUGGAGGAAGAUGGGGAGAGUAGAGGCGAGGACGAGAGGGAGGGGGAGGAGGGAAGGGAGAGGAAGGAGGGCGUAGAGGCGAAGGAGGGAAAAAAAGAAGAGAGGAUAGAAGGAGUGGUGGAGAUGGGUGCAAUGAUGUACCUGCCUCAGAUGUACCUACCUCAGACGUACCUGCCUCAGUCGUACCUGCCUCAGAUGUACCUGCCUCAGAUGUACCUGCCUCAGAUGUACCUGCCUCAGAUGUACCUUCCUCAGAUGUACCUUCCUCAAGCUCCACAGGAACAGAUACCCCGUCCAUCCGCCGAAUCGGGUCGGCAGCGGCGGCAGCGGUGGCAGCAGGAGACGUGGUGA
Molecule: messenger RNA, 10620 nt
Organism: Closterium sp. NIES-65
Lineage: Eukaryota; Viridiplantae; Streptophyta; Zygnematophyceae; Desmidiales; Closteriaceae
Source: the annotation of a GenBank genome assembly